AUGGCUGAUUGUCAAAGUUCUCCUGUACGGAUCAUGGCUUGGAUCAUGCCACGAACAAUCUCAACCGCUUUAUGCAAGUGUCUUGUAGCAUACCAUAACGUGCAGAAAGAACUUGAGGCAUCCACCAGUAAGUAUAUCUUUGUCAAGAACGGGUAGAUGGCUUUUCCGGAUAAGAAAUGACGGCAGUACCUACCAAAACGAUUCAAGCAUGUCUUUCUCAUCCGGGAACCUCAUAAACUGUUCACAUCCUACAUGAAAGCGAUGUAUCAGCACCUGACAAAUGUUGGAAUCCGCUCAGGGGAUGCCGCCGACGAAGGCGCCUUCGACAUCGGUCACGGUGACCCUGUCAUGAACGCGAACGAAUUCUACAGCGGAAUAACAGAGCUUUGGAAUUACGUCCGGGACAACUUGGAUCCCAACCCAAUCGUCAUCAACACUGAUGAUCUGUUGACCAACCCCGCUGAUGUGCUUCAGAAGUUCUGCGAUCUUACCGGACUUCCUUACAGCGAUUCUCUUCAUUGGGACGCUUCUCCAGAUGUGAUCAAGAACUGGAUAAGGGUUAGCGACAAUGUCAUCAAGUUGGCCAAUGCGUUUUUUAAAACAGCACUGUUCUCCAGUAGAUUUCUUCCGCCAAAACCGGCAAUUCCCAUAGACAAACUUGCACCAGAUGUCAGAAAACUGGCAAAGGUCUCCAUCCCACAUUUUGAAAACAUAAAUGGGUUUAAGAUAUGA
Molecule: messenger RNA, 732 nt
Organism: Lytechinus pictus (painted urchin)
Lineage: Eukaryota; Metazoa; Echinodermata; Echinoidea; Temnopleuroida; Toxopneustidae
Exons: 2
Source: RefSeq, a predicted model, not a curated record